UUGAAAGCACCAGCAACGAUUUCACCAGCUCUAAAAUCUUUGAACACCACACACACACACACAGACUAAAAACAACCCAGCAGAAUUUCAAAGGUGAUAUUUAUUUUUUAUUUUUACCUUUAUUGCGUAAAGGAAGCAAAAUAUAUCUUUCAGAGCAUCAAUAGCACCAUUACUCAGAGCUGAAGUAAGUCAUGGUUCACGGGAAGGAGUCGGCCAAGGAGACGCUGCUGCCUUCUGUGCUGGGAGAUGAUGACGCAGAAAUACAAACUGAGAAGCUGCAGUUGUGGGAGGCUGCCAGCAGCAGCAGCAGAGGAGUCACAAUGUCUUAUUGUGUCAUUCUCCUCCCAGCAAAGAGUGAGCCGGACAGAGGUUGGCGUGCGUGGGCUAAAGGACCAGCGCUUGAGCCCUGAUGGGAACGUGCUGGAUGGGGGUGAAAGAGAGUGUGAGGUGGAGGAGGAGAAUGAAGAGGAGCGUGUGAUCUCUGAUGAGGACUACGACACAGAUUUGGAGAGCGAAGAUAAGGAGGAGGGAUAUGACCCCACGGGGCAGACAAGCUACAUGGAGGCGUGUGAAGCUUUACAGGUGGCGCCUGUCUCGUCCUUCCUGCAGCACAUGCAGAAGAGCGAGCUGAACAUGGCGCACAGUGGACUGGGGCCUCAGGGCACCAAAGCUCUGGCGGUUCCCUUGGUAACCAACACUUCAGUACUGAGGCUGAACCUGCAAGAUAAUUGGAUGGAAGGAAUAGGCGGAGCUGCUAUAGCCGAGAUGUUAAAGGAAAAUUGUUACAUUACAGAGUUGGACCUUUCUGACAACAAACUUGGGGAUUAUGGGGCAAGAGCCAUUGCUGUUAUGCUGAAAGAGAACAGCACCCUCAUGAGCCUUAAUCUAUCAGGAAACCAUGUCACAGACCGGUCCGCUGAACACCUUGGUCCAGCACUGAUCACCAACAUAACGCUGCAGCACCUCGACCUCAGCUACAACGCUCUGGGAGAUCAUGCAGGGCAAAUCCUGGGAGACUGUCUGUCAGAAAACACCGGAUUAAGAUCAUUAAGUCUGGCCUGGAACUGCAUUCGAGGAAGAGGAGCUGUGCUGCUGGCCAAUGGCCUCGGGGGAAACAUUUUCCUUAGAAGCGUGGAUCUGUCAUUUAAUGGGUUCGGUAAAGAAGGAGCCGUUGCUUUAGGACAGGCUCUGAAAGAAAACAGUGUUUUAGAGGAGCUGAAUGUGAGUAACAACCGAAUACCCCCUGAAGGAGCUAUCCGACUAGCCAUGGGCCUCAAAGCAAACAAGACAAUCAAAUCCCUGAAUAUGGGUAGGAACCCAAUCCAGAGUGUUGGGUGUUAUGGGAUACUUAAGUCUGUACAGGAAAACCCAGAUUCAGCCAUGGAGACACUAGACUUUUGGGACAUCACAGUGAACCAGGAUUUUGAAGACUUGUAUGCUGCGGUGAAAGAAAUAUUCCCUUCCUUUACAGUAAAUCACGGGGAGAAAUUUGGCACAUUCAGAAAAGCAAAAGCCUGAAACGUGUUUUUAAGUUGUGUGCAAAAAGAAGUGUAAAUGAUGUACUUUUAUGCUAGGAAAGAUGCAAAUAGUCUCGUCAAAGCCCCGUGGACAUUUCUAACGACAGAUGAAUGAACGGAGUGAUGCAUGCGAGGAUGUAACUACAAAAAGAAGUAAUUUUGGUAAAAUGAGCCAUUAGAGAAUAUUCCUACGUGAAAUGGUUUUAUAUCAAAUAAAUCUUGUUAAAUACCCAAUCAAGUGAAAAUUAAGAUGAUUCAGAAGUGGUUUGUUCAUUUACCAAAAGAAAUAGCAUAUACACCACGUGUGCAGGCUUGAAAUAUGGUGUUGAUAAAGCCAUUUAGUGCAGGCACAAGACAGGUAUUCUUUUUAGGUAUGAUCUGAUUUGAUGUUAUAUAAUGCCAGUGGGUAGAAUGAUAGAGAGGAUCAGAGAGCAGCGCAUUGUGUAUGAAAAGAAGUGAAAGUGGGUUGCACAAAAAGGAUUUAAGUACUGCAUGACUCGUCUAAUAGAGCGACCAGCUUUGAAAGAACAGUCCACUAUUAGAUAAGAGACCUGUUUACUGCAGCAGGACAACUCAAACAGUGUUACUGAUACAGUAAGCUGUCAUUUGGAGACGUGUCCUUCCCACACAGACUCACAAUAAAAUCAUUGUAUCAAUAGUAAAAUUGUAUUCAACAAAUUAAAUGUGCCUGUGUGUUUGUUAGAGUGUAUAUAGUUUGGCUUGUUUGGCUUUUAAACUUUAAAUGUAGGCAUUGAAAGUGUAGCAAAACAUUUAUGAAAAGAAGGUUUAUGAGAAUGUUGAUGUACAUGAUUUUCUUUUUCUUUAUAUACUUUUUGAAAACUUCAUUGCUCAUAGGAAGGAAACUUUAUCUUUUCUCCUUUGCAAGGAAAUCUUUGAAGAUUUUUUAGGCCUACCUAAGUAUUUUAGUUUUUGCAAGGGGGUCUCCAUAUGAGUAAUAUUUUGCUUCUAAAUAAUCAUUUGUUAAUACAUUAAAUGUAUGAAUAUAAUAUAAUUUGGUCUGUGUAACUUCAAUUUUGAUUAGACUACACGUAAAAUGCUUUCGUCAUUAUUAUUGGUAUGUUUGUUUAUUAUUAUUAUUGUGCUAAUUAUUAUUGAUACAUUUUAUUUUUAAUGUCAGAAGUUCUAUUUUUAAUUAUUAGGCUACACUAAAGUAAAGUGCAUAAACGAUGUAUUGUUUUGUGGUGGAUCUUAAAGUUUGGAUGA
Labrus mixtus (cuckoo wrasse) is the source of this 2741-nucleotide messenger RNA. It is a transcript of the gene lrrc74b, whose product is annotated as leucine rich repeat containing 74B. NCBI's taxonomy places the organism in Eukaryota, Metazoa, Chordata, Actinopteri, Labriformes, Labridae. Gene Ontology annotation, molecular function: protein binding. Bases 247 to 1518 code for a protein of 423 amino acids. The transcript is spliced from 10 exons. The record is from RefSeq and is a predicted model, not a curated record.